Molecule: messenger RNA, 1899 nt
Organism: Symbiodinium necroappetens
Lineage: Eukaryota; Dinophyceae; Suessiales; Symbiodiniaceae
Source: the annotation of a GenBank genome assembly
AUGACUUUGGCCGCUCGCCUCUGCCGGGGCCAUGUCUUUCGGAGGCCGGUGGUGCUGCGUCAAGUGACCCGCGGCAUGGCCCUCCACUGGCGACAUGGAGGCACACCCUCAGGUGUGGGCAUCGGCGGCAAUCGCUCACCCCACGAUCUCUUGUCCGAGCUCGGCAGCAUAUUUGCAAAGGAAGGCAUUACGACCUUGUCGUCUCUGUCGGCUUCUUGGUUUGCAAGGGCUGACCAGAACGUCUCGAAGGGCUUGGACCCGGAGGAGUUUCGGGAGACGAUGGCCUCUGUGGGUUUGAAGCUAAGCGAUCCAGAGAGCGAGUCUCUCUUCGCGCACUUCGACACCGACAAGUCUGGCAUUAUCACAUAUGGAGAAUUUGCCAAAGGGCUGCAAGGAGAGAUGCCUGCAUUCUCGGCUUCUCUGGCCUUCAUGCAUCAGCACACAGGGCAUUUUCCGUCAAACCAGGAGAGACUUCGGGCAGCGAGGCCUAAGUUUGAUGAGACGGAAACUCACGAGUGGCUGGAGUCGCUUGAUGCAGUUGUCCAGAACCUGGGAACGACAAGGGCUCGCUUCCUUAUGCAUGAGCUUAUGGAAGAAGCCUCACGCCUGGGGGUGCACAUCUCGCAACCCGUAGUCACUCCCAUGGUGAACUCCAUUCCCACCUCUGCCGAACCGGCGUAUCCAGGUGAUAGGGCCAUGGAGGACCGCCUCUCCAACAUCAUCCGUUGGAACGCAGCAGUCAUGGUCAGCGAUGCAAACAGGCGAGGCGGCGGAGUUGGAGGUCACAUUGGCACUUUUGCAUCCAUCUGUGAUGUUAUCGAGGUCGGAAUGAAUCAUUUCUUCCGAGGGAAGGACUACGGUAAUGGACGAGGGGACAGUGUGUGGAUGCAAGGGCACGCUGCACCCGGAGCCUACUCGAGAGCCUUUGUCGAGGGUCGGCUCUCGAUUGACCAGGUUAUGAACUUCCGACGGGAGGUCGCCGGCAAUGGCGUUUCAAGCUAUCCGCACCCUCGUUUGAUGCCACAUUUCUGGGAGAAUCCUACAGUGUCCAUGGGGCUGGGACCUUUGGGCGCUGUUUAUCAGGCACGCUUCUUUCGGUAUCUUCACUUGAGAGGCCUGGCAGACACCUCCAAGAGCCGCGUCUGGGCCUUCGUGGGUGAUGGAGAGAUGGACGAGCCGGAGUCCAUCACGGCUAUCUCGGUGGCAGGCAGAGAGCGCCUGAACAACAUGAUAUUCAUCGUGAACUGCAACUACCAGCGCUUGGACGGUCCGGUCCGCGGCAAUUCCAAGGUCAUGCAGGAGUACGAGGGAACUUUCCGAGGAGCUGGCUUCGAUGUCAUCAAGCUGAUUUGGGGUGGAAAGUUCAACGAACUCAUUGAGCAAGACCACGAUGGCAAGCUCAUUGAGGCACUAGAAUCCACAGUGGAUGGCGACUGCCAGCGCCUCCAUGCGAAGGCUGAUGGUGCGCUGAUCCGCAAGGAUAUCUUCGAGAAGCACGGGCUGCUGGACCGUGUCGCGCACUGGAGCGAUGCGGAGCUGCUGGAGGCCUUCCAGGUCCCUGGUGGCCACGACCACUCCAAGAUCUACGCAGCCUUUGCCCAGGCAGAACAGAACUCGGAGAUGGGAGGCCGACCCACAGUGAUUCUCGUCAAGACCCUCAAGGGCUACAGUCUGCAGACCUUCCUGGGAAGAAACACGGUUCAUCAGAAGAAGAUGAUGUCAGACUCCGACAUGAAAGCCUAUCGUGAUGCCAUGGGCAUUCCUCUGUCAGAUGAGCAGCUGGGUAAAGCAGAUGCAGAAAACUUUGUUACGCUCAAGGAGGAUGCUCCGGAGGUCAAGUACCUGAAGGAGCGUCGGCAGGCUCUGGGAGGCUACCUUCCCCUGCGAGCACCGGCGAAA